UUUCCUUAAAUUAUUACAGAUCAAUAUGGUUCUGUUUUUAAAAGGAUAAUAAUUAAUAAAGUUAUAAAAAAUGCCAGAUAUAAUUUGCUUAACCAACUCAAGACAGCUUCUAAGGGUUCAUCUUCCUUCCAACCUUCCAUACAUACUUCUUUAUCAAACAGUAGAACGUAUACUAGAGGCACACCACUAUCACAAGACCACUGAUGAGAACAGUACACCAAGAAGUGGGCCUUUUACAUCCAGGCAACAGCAAUAUUCAGGCAAAAAAACUUCUUUUUAUUAUCCAGCAACAACACACCACUCAGACCAGGAUAGUCAGAGUCGGAGAUCUUAUAGCUUAGGGGCAAACCAACAGCUGAUUGGGGCAAAUCAACAGCUGAUUGGGGCAAAUCAACAGCUGACUGGAGGAAAUCAUCAGCUGAUUGGGGAAAAUCAACAGCUGAUUGGUGCAAAUCAACAGCUGACUGAGGCCAAUCAACAGCUGACUGGGAGAAAUCAGCAGCUGACUGGGGCAAACCAACAGCUGACAGGAGGAAAUCAACAGCUGACUGGGGCUAAUCAGCAGCUGACUGGGGAAACAACUUUUAUUAAGGAGAUCAAGAAGCAGCAACAACAACAGCUAAAGGAGCUCCAACAGCAGAUAUAUAUUCAACAACAACAACAGCUAAAGCUGAAACAAAUCCAGAAACUGAGACAGGAAAGGAAGAGGAGUGAUCAGACCGCCGCCAUCUUGUCUAUGCAAAGACAGAGAAAAGUUGGUGUUGUACAGAAUAACCUUGUUCCAUGUACAACUGUACAGGAACACGAGGCAGAGGAUGUAAACUUCUUGAUGGUCGAGAAUCCCUGGAAACUAAGCCCAGGUGGAGAGGAAGGACUAGACUCCGGCGUGUUUUCAGAAAUUUAUGAAUCCGAAGUGAAUAUGGAGGAAGAUGACAAGAAAGAUGAAAAAAGAAGAAUGGAGAAGGAUACGAAGAUAGAAGAGAUGGAAAGGGUGCUGAGGAAAGAAGGAGAGAAGGAGGAGGAAGAAGAGAAGAGAAGUCUAAGAAGUGCACUAUUCAGAAAGAUGAUGCUGAAAAAAAUUGUGAAUUAGUUUUUGAAAGAGAAAACUUGAGUUGUUGGCGAUUAUAUGAAUACAAAGAAGACGACUUUUUUAUCUAACAUUUGAUUGUUUACAAACUUUUUUUAGAAUUACAGGUUUACAGGUACUU
This is a messenger RNA of Eurytemora carolleeae, 1208 nucleotides long. RefSeq lists its product as uncharacterized. The transcript is spliced from 7 exons. The record is from RefSeq and is a predicted model, not a curated record. Lineage: Eukaryota; Metazoa; Arthropoda; Copepoda; Calanoida; Temoridae. The coding region runs from base 71 to 1090 and encodes 339 amino acids.